Molecule: messenger RNA, 2364 nt
Organism: Acomys russatus (golden spiny mouse)
Lineage: Eukaryota; Metazoa; Chordata; Mammalia; Rodentia; Muridae
Gene: Tdrkh
Product: tudor and KH domain containing
Exons: 14
Coding region: 159-1841 (560 amino acids)
Biological process (GO): regulation of gene expression; spermatogenesis
Cellular component (GO): nucleus; cytoplasm
Molecular function (GO): mRNA binding
Source: RefSeq, a predicted model, not a curated record
UGGGGAUUGGAUACCUGGCUUCCUCGCCACCAUCACUCCCAGACAGGACUUCAUGUUACCCAAGGUGGCCUUGAACUUGGCUAAUGGAUGAAUUUGAGCCCCAGAUCUUUUUGCCUUCACCUCUGUGCUGAGGGUGUUAAGUCGGAGUACAGCAGAAAAUGUCCACCGAACGAACUUCAUGGACAAGCCUGUCCACUAUUCAGAAAAUAGCCCUGGGCCUUGGAAUCCCAGCCAGUGCAACAGUUGCCUACAUCCUCUACCGCCGAUACAGGGAAAGCAGAGAAGAGCGAUUGACGUUUGUUGGAGAAGAUGACAUUGAGAUAGAGAUGCGAGUUCCCCAGGAGGCUGUGAAGCUCAUCAUCGGCCGCCAGGGAGCCAACAUUAAGCAGCUUCGGAAGCAGACAGGUGCUCGGAUCGAUGUGGACACAGAGGACACAGGCGACGAGCGAGUGCUGCUUAUCAGUGGUUUUCCUGUGCAGGUGUGCAAGGCCAAAGCAGCAAUCCAUCAGAUCCUGACAGAGAACACCCCAGUGUUUGAGCAGCUCUCAGUCCCCCAGAGAUCUGUGGGCAGAAUCAUAGGGAGAGGCGGCGAGACAAUUCGAUCUAUCUGCAAGGCUUCUGGAGCUAAAAUCACUUGCGACAAAGAAUCAGAGGGAACCCUGCUGCUCUCGAGACUUAUAAAAAUCUCAGGAACACAAAAGGAAGUGGCAGCAGCUAAGCAUCUGAUACUGGAGAAAGUUUCAGAAGAUGAGGAACUUCGGAAGAGAAUUGCCCAUUCUGCAGAAACCAGAGUCCCACGAAAGCAGCCAAUCAGUGUGAGAAGAGACGAAGUGAUGGAGCCCGGAGGAGCAGGAGAAGCAGCUUUGUGGAAAAACACCAGUUCGAGCGCGGGGCCCGCUGCGCCCCUGGAGGCUCCUCUCUACAGAGGAGGUGGUGACACGGCUGCUGUGGGACCAAAAGAAGGUUCCUCGGAGAAAACCAAUGAUGACAGCUUUCAGAGUUCUGGUGCCCAGAGCAGUCCAGAGACGUCCAUGUUUGAAAUUCCCAGUCCUGACUUCAGUUUCCACGCCGACGAGCACCUGGAAGUGUAUGUCUCUGCUGCUGAGCACCCUAACCACUUCUGGAUCCAGAUCAUUGGCUCCCGCAGCCUGCAGCUGGAUAAGCUGGUCAGCGAGAUGACCGAGCACUACGACAACAGCCUGCCUGAGGACUUGACUGUGCACGUGGGAGACAUUGUAGCAGCGCCCUUAUCUACAAACGGUUCCUGGUAUCGAGCCCGGGUCCUCGGAACCUUGGAAAACGGAAACUUGGACCUCUACUUCGUUGACUUUGGAGAUAAUGGAGACUGCCCCCUGAAGGAGCUCAGGGCCCUCAGGGGCGACUUCCUAAGCCUCCCAUUUCAAGCAAUAGAAUGCAGUCUGGCACGGAUUGCCCCCUCAGGUGAGCACUGGGAAGAGGCGGCUCUAGACGAGUUCGACAGACUCACUCACUGUGCUGACUGGAAGCCUCUGGUGGCCAGGAUCUCCAGCUAUGUCCAGACUGGAAUCUCAACUUGGCCCAAGAUCUACUUAUAUGACACCAGCCAUGGGAAGAAACUUGAUAUUGGCCUAGAAUUAGUUCGUAAAGGCUAUGCAGUCGAAAUUCCUGAAGAUACGGAAGAAAACGGAACUGUCCCAGACAUGUUGAAGGACAUGGCCACAGAAGCGGAUGCUUCUCUUGCCGGCAUACUCACUGAGACCAAAGAGAGCCCUGAAGAGAUACCACACACCCUGUCCUGCCUCAGCUUAUCAGACGCUGCCUCUGUGCCUGGUGAUGACAACCUCGAAGAGGACUUAUUCUGAGGUCUGGGCGUCCACUGCCGGAUCCGCCAUCUGCUUUGCUGUGAUUUGGUGCCAGGAGAGAGGAGUCUGUGACAGAGCCAUGAAGUCCUCCUCUAUUUAGCUGUUGCUUGCUGUGGAUCAAAUCCAUUUUGUUCCAUUUGGACCUACCAGGAAGCGACAGAUGGAGGCAAACAGAUUUCUCCAUUUCAGUCUUCUGGUUCCUCCCGUCUUUUAAUGUUGACUGCUGCUGUGUAAUUUCUAGCCUCUUCACAUCAGGCCCAGUCUCCCCUCUGCCAGGAAUAAUUUGCAUUACUGCUAGGCUGUGUUCUUUUUGAGGCUGGGAAACAGCCAAGGUUUGGGGGCAUUGGAAAUGAUGAUUCUACAGAUUUCUGACUCACCUUAUCAGGUGACUGUAGUUACAGGAAGUAUUAUUGGACUCAGAAGACUGCAGUUGUCAGGAGACAAAGGCAAAAAUCAGCAUAAACAUAUCUAAAAGCCGCGUGGGGAGGAGAGCAUUACCCCUCACGCUCAGUUGAUGAGGUGG